Molecule: messenger RNA, 932 nt
Organism: Cuculus canorus (common cuckoo)
Lineage: Eukaryota; Metazoa; Chordata; Aves; Cuculiformes; Cuculidae
Gene: DDIT3
Product: DNA damage inducible transcript 3
Exons: 4
Coding region: 273-932 (219 amino acids)
Biological process (GO): negative regulation of transcription by RNA polymerase II; positive regulation of intrinsic apoptotic signaling pathway; ER overload response
Cellular component (GO): cytoplasm; CHOP-C/EBP complex; CHOP-ATF3 complex
Molecular function (GO): protein heterodimerization activity; transcription factor binding; RNA polymerase II cis-regulatory region sequence-specific DNA binding
Source: RefSeq, a predicted model, not a curated record
UGGUCCAUAAGCCCCGCCCCCUCGCGCCUCCCGCCCUCCCAUUGGUUGCGGCGCUUCCGGGCGUUGCGUCAUACGGAGCGGAGGCUUUAAAAGGGGCGCGCGGGGGAGGGAGGGGCGGAGUCGGCGGAACGAUGAGAGCGAAGAUGAAGAGAGAAUGUGGAGAGGGAGCGGGAAAGGGACAGACGGGACCGCCCGGGAAGGGAUCCAGGAGAAGGUGUGUCCUCACCGACCACCACACCUGAGAGCAGCCCCGCACUGGCCUGGAGGUGACGAUGGCAGCCGAGGGGCUCCCCCCAACCCCAGGGGGCCCCCCCGGAACUGAGGGGUUCCCCCCCAACCCAGGAGACCCCCCCAGAACCGAGGGGUUCCCCCCCAAUCCGGUGGACCCCCCCAGUGUGAUACCCGGAUGGGAUCUGGAAUCCUGGUACCAAGACCUGGAGGAGGUGCUGGCGGCGGCCGAGCCCCCCCCGGGCUGGGGGGGUGAGCAGUCCUCGCCGUGGGUCGCAGGUUGCUGCGGGCUGGACGCUGCGCUGGCUGCGGAGCUGCAGGAUCCGUCUCACCUUGAGAUCGUGGGGUCCCCCUCAAACGUAGCCCCCCAAAACCUUCGGGAUCCCUCGACGGAGGAUGAAGAGGAUGUGAAGCCGAAGAGGAAGAGGACCGCGGUGAGCAGAGACGCGGCCAAAGGGCGCGAGCGAGCGGCCGAGCAGCGCGUGCUGGAGCUGACGGCGCAGAACGCGCGGCUGCGCGAGGAGAUCGGGCGGCUCAGCGCAGAGGUGCAGCGCACGCGGGCGGCGCUCAUCCAACGGAUCGUCUGCCCCACAAGUGUGGGGCGGAAAGGACUCAGCUGCCCCACAAGUAUGGGGGGGAGAGGACUCGGCUGCCCCACGGACAAGGGGAAAAGUGGAGGAAGUUGGGGGUCCUGCGCCCCAUGA